CCAGGACCUUCUGCAGAGAAGAGGAAGUAUGAUCGCAAGUUUUUACUGAGCUUUCAGUUCAUGCCUACUUGCCUACAGAAGGCAGAGGGGCUUCCUGACUUCCCUUGCAAGGUGAAUGAAAAAAGGCUGCCCAUGCGUCCAAUGGAUCAACCCAUGGGCUCCAAAUGCCCAAGAGGCAAAAUCGCAGCUGUAUCAACUAUCUGGUUGCAAAGAAAUAGACCACCAGCUGAAGGAACAUGUGGAUCUGAACAAGGCAGAGAACGCCUGGAAGCCCGGCCUAAAAAUGAGCAUGGCCGGUGAGAAUCCAGAGGACCAGGAAAGUGAGGCUGGUGUAAAGGAGAGGUUGAAGUUUGAUUUGAACGAGGGAAAAAAGAAGUCUCGUAGACGAUCCAUUGCCAACAUGAAGUUCAUUGGUGAGCUCUUCAAGCAGCAGAUGUUGAUAGAGUUCACAAUCCAUGAAUUCAUGGGGAGCCUGCUCAGAAACAACAACGAGGAGCAGUCACUAGAGUGCCUCUGCAUGCUGCUCACCACUGUUGUCAAAAAUGGAUCAAUACUUGAGCCAUGUGGUGAGGUUGGUCAUGGAGCUAAAGACGACUUCGCAAAUUUGCUUCAUGCUGCAGGAUGUCAGCGAAUUGCGGCUGUACUAGUGACAAGGCCCUCAAGCCCAGCUGCUGAGGCUAUUGCACUGCAGAGCUCAGAGGGGCCCUCUCCUCAGAGCCUUACUUCAUCCCUGGUCCUGCCAGAGGAAGCAGCAGCAGUGGAGGUAGGACUCCCAAGCCCAGCAACUGUACCCAUCACUUCCACACCAGAGACUUCAGAAGAUUCCUCUACUCUGAGUCUCUCCAUGCCCCUUGUCCUGAUUGAAGAGGUGCCAGCAGUAGAGGCAGGACCCUUAAGCCCAGUUGCUGAGGCCAUUGCACCAGCACCAGAGAGCUCAGAGGAGCCCUCUUCUCAAAGCCUCUCCAUGUCCCCAGUCCUGCCUGAAGAGAUACCAGCAGUGGAGGCAGGACCCUCAAGCCCAGCAGUUGAGGCCAUUGCAAAAGCACCAGAGAGCUUAGAUGAGUUCUCAUUUCUCAUCUCCACAUCUUCAGUCCAGCCAGAAAAGGCGGCAUCGGUUGAGGUAUCACCUUCAAGCCUAGCAGCUGGACCCUUUGCACCAGAGAGCUCAGAGGAGUCCUCUCUUCAGAGCCUCUCAGUGUCCCCUGUCCUGCCUGAAGAGGUGCCAGCAGUGGAGGUAGGACCCUCAAGCCAAGCUGCUGAGGCCUUCGCACCAGAGACUUCAGAGGAGCCCUCUCCUCAAAGUCUCUUCAUGUCCCCGGUACAGCCUGAAGAGGUACCAGCAGUGGAGGCAGGACCCUCAAGCCCAGAAGCUGAGGCCAUUACACCAGCAACAGAAAACUCAGAGGAGCUCUCAUCUGGAUGCAUUUCCACAUCCCUAGUCCAGCCAGAAGGUGCAGCAGAGUUAGAGGCAGGACUCUCAAGCCCUGCAGUUGGACUUUUUGCAUCAGAGAGCUCAGAGUAGCCCUCUCGUCAGAGCCUCGCAAUGUCACAGGUCCAAUCUGAAGAGGCGGCAAAGCUAGAGGCAAGACCUUCAAGCCUAGCAGCUGAGCUUGCACUUUCACCAGACAGUUUAGAAGAGCCCUGUCCUCAGAUGUUCUCCAAGCCCCCAGCUAAACUGGACCAGAUUACAGCGGGGGUUGUUAUCAUCAGGGCCAUUUCAUUCAUGGUAAGUACAAUCUUUUUUUAGGGACCAUUUACAGGAAACUGAACAUUUUAAGAAAAUGGUGCAAAAAACAAACAAAAAACUGCAUUUAAAAAUGGCGCAAAUAGAAUAUGGUGCCAAUAAAAACUGUGUAUUUCUUUUUUUAGAGACAAUGCACAUUCAUUUACAUCGCACUGUGAUAUAUAUGUGCUAGAUUUAGCCAAAAUGGCACAUUUUCAUGUGUUGUCUUUGAUGAAAAAACAACAACCCUACAGUAAGCCAAAAACCAUUCUAUGCACAUAUUCUAAUAAGUUCUUAAAACAUAUCAACAAAACACUUAGAAACAAACCACAUAUCACACAUUUCAAAACAUACCCAGAGUGAGGUGUCUUUUUUUUUCAGAAUCAUCUUUUUGCUUGACCUGACACACGCACACAAAUUCUCUGGAAUAAUUUCAAACAAUGAU
Molecule: messenger RNA, 2168 nt
Organism: Myxocyprinus asiaticus (Chinese sucker)
Lineage: Eukaryota; Metazoa; Chordata; Actinopteri; Cypriniformes; Catostomidae
Product: calphotin-like
Exons: 6
Coding region: 116-1522 (468 amino acids)
Cellular component (GO): eukaryotic translation initiation factor 4F complex
Molecular function (GO): protein binding; mRNA binding; translation initiation factor activity
Source: RefSeq, a predicted model, not a curated record